ACACGUGAUCAUAUUCCGCUAAAUUUAGCCUUGCACCACCGCGCUCUGAGUACGCUAUUCCGAAAAGACAACGGCUGCGUGAGCUACGUGCGAGCGAGCGCGUACGGCAGCCGCACGUAGAGGUCGCACUGGAUGCCCCCGACGAAGUCAAUAAAUGCCUACGUAUCAACAAACGACCGCAGUUGCACAAGCAAUUCGGGAGAAACACGGGAUCGAGUAGGCCAAGCGCAACGCCACGUGUCGGGGCGAUCAUUUCGAGAGAGAAAAAUGCUCCACAGACAGUUAUGAUACGAAGGCGGGCUGAGCGGCGCAAUGCUUCUUUGUUACUGUUGAUUGCCAUAGUACGCGUCGCGACAGCCUUCUCUUAUCCAUCACCACCCGCGCGCCAAUGUAAGAACUCGAGGUCAUACGUUGUGGGCCGCGUCCGCCGCUCGCCACCCUCUGCUUUCGCGGUAUUCUCUUUGAUAGCAUUACUGCCGCUCAAGAUACGCCCCGGGCCAAUCCGUCGCGAAGGCUUGUCGACGCUACUCUCGUCCGAACAUCCGAGGCGCCAGGAGCUCCCGUGCAUCUCAGCCCACAAUGCCGGAUCUCAGAGGAAAAGUGGCCCUGAUAACUGGCGCGUCAUCGGGCAUCGGCGAAAGCACCGCUCUACACUUUGCUUCCCUCGGUUGCUGGCUAUCGCUGACUGCUCGCAACAAGGCGAACCUGGAGAGGGUGGCUGAAGCUUGCUCUCAACAGGGGAUUCCUCGGGACAAGGUGCUCGUCGUACCCGGUGACGUAUCGGUGGAGAAGGAUGUCGCCAAUGUGGUGGAGAAAACAGUAAAGCACUUCGGAAAACUUGAUAUCCUCGUGAACAAUGCAGGAUUUCCCGUGCAAAAGUACAUUCAAGAUGCGUCAUUGGAAGACUUUAACCAGGUUUGGAGCACGAACUUUUUAGGUCCACUGACCAUGAUCAGGAACGCCGUACCGCAUUUGCGCCAAACAAAAGGCAACAUUAUCAACGUUUCCAGCGUUGUAUCACUCAUUGUGGUGGAUAGCCUGGCGCUGUACGCUACCACCAAGGCAGCCCUGGACAACCUGACGCGUUACGCUGCACUAGAGAAUGCGCCGUAUGGUGUACGUGUGAACGCAAUCAACCCUGCAGUCAUCAAGACGUCCAUGCUUAAAGACCCAGCAAUGAGCAUGGAUGAACACAUAAAGUUGUUACAAACGACCGCUCAAGGGCACGCACUGGGACGAAUAGGAGAGCCAGAAGAGGUGGCGCGCUGUAUCGCCUUCCUGGCAUCCGACGACGCCUCCUUCGUUACAGGCAUCACGAUGCCUGUCGACGGGGGCAUGCUCCUCCUCUCCAGCUUGCACCCUCCCCCACCGGAGCCGGAAACCCCGAAGACAGCGUGAGAGGCCUGGCAAAGCGUCAUCCUCAAGCACACUGGUGGUAUGAGAAAC
Messenger RNA from Dermacentor albipictus, 1446 nucleotides. RefSeq names its product glucose 1-dehydrogenase-like. The record is from RefSeq and is a predicted model, not a curated record. Lineage: Eukaryota; Metazoa; Arthropoda; Arachnida; Ixodida; Ixodidae.